Molecule: messenger RNA, 4679 nt
Organism: Hypomesus transpacificus
Lineage: Eukaryota; Metazoa; Chordata; Actinopteri; Osmeriformes; Osmeridae
Product: testis-expressed protein 47
Exons: 8
Coding region: 242-1012 (256 amino acids)
Molecular function (GO): FAD binding; blue light photoreceptor activity
Source: RefSeq, a predicted model, not a curated record
UCUCCAUGUUCAGCAACCACUGCAAAUAUACAUGUAUAUUUUAUUUCAGUAUAUUUUUUUAAACAGGGUAUUAAUCAGGGGCAUUUGUGGACAGUCACUGCUGCUGCAGGCUGGGUUUAUUACGCUGGGGGUAGUAGUGGCAGGUUUCCAGGAUAUACCAUGGAGGAGGUAAACAGAAAGAGAGGCUGACAGGACAAUACGUUGCUGGUCUUGCCUCAGUCAGUGUUUGGUUGUAAGAGAGAUGGAGGCAGCCAGCAUGCAGAGUCUCAAACAACAGAAGGAGGAGGACGUUGGGACGAGUCUGUUUCACCAUUUUAUGGCACAGAGGAGACUUUUGAAACCUGAAGAUGAAAUGGUUGGUAAAAUAUAUUGGAAGUUCCUGUUACACCGGUUGGUAGUCAUCGCCAGCCUCCCCCAGCCACUCGCCGACAGGACAGACUUGGGAGUGCACUACGAGGAACUAAACCAGCGCUUGCAGAAGUAUUACCAAGGUGACAGUAUCACAGGCUUGCUUUUGCUGUAUCCAACCUGCAUGCUCCACGUCAUUGAGUCUUCCAGUGAGGUUCUGGUGUCUGUUCUGCAGGACCUGACCAGCAUGCAGGAGCUGCCACAGGGCGCCCUGAUCGAGGCCCCAAGGGUUCUGAUGAUGUCGCAUGACCUUCCCAGCCGUCUCUUUCAGCAGUGGAGCUACAAAGUGCUGAAUGUACAGGCCAGGACUCUGAACAAUGCGUCCGGGGAGGAGGUCACAGAAGCGCUGAUCAGGAUUGUGCUGUCCCUGCUCCUCAAGCUGGGAAACCACCAUCAAAAAGCAAACAAGGGCUCUAAGAUGCCUCCGGGGUCAGUGCUGGAUGAGGUUCCAGACUUGAUCGUUCCUCAGGACGUUCUUACCCAGCUGCUGAGCAGAGGGGAGCUCCUGAGCCCACAGCAGUACCUGCACACUUACCACUCCCCCGUCAGUGUCCUCAUGGACUCUGGUCACGUGUUUGGAAGCAGUCAACCAACCACAGUUUAGUCUCAUGGCCAAAAGGUCAAAGAGAGUGUCUGGCCUCCACCAGAGCACUUGAUAACUGUCUAAAUUAUUUACAUUUACAGUUAGUCAUUUAGCAGACGCUCUUAUCCAGCGCAACUUACACUAAGUACAGGGACAUUCCCCCCGAGGCAAGUAGGGUGAAGUGCCUUGCCCAAGGACACAACGUCAUUUGACACAGACGGGAAUGGAACCUGCAACCUUAUGAUUACUAGCCCGAUUCCCUAACCGCUCAGCCAUCUGACUCUCUAUGGCGCCUGAGAAAGGAUUGUGGAUGUAGCCUGUGUUUGUUGUGUCUAGUCUAUCGUAACUUUCUCUGUAAUUAACAUGUACAGCACAGUCACAACUGAUUGGCAAGCAAAAAACGAAAUGUAUUGUUUCGUAAUAUAUAAUAGUUAUAAUGAUCACGGAUGGCAGUACUUAAUAUCACUGCAAGGCUUGUUAAUCAGAUCAUUCAUUACUGUUUAGCAGGACACUGUAUUUCUUAUAUGUCACAUUUACUUCUUUACACUGGAGGAUUCAAUAUACACACCAAAAGAAAAAUACAGUCAGAAUUUAAAAAAUGGUUUUUAAUAGUUUGAACAUUCUGAUGAGGAUUGUUUUGGAUCUUUCAGUACACACUGUGUUCCACUUGGUGACAGAGGACAUGUCCAUGUAAAUACCUCCCCUCCUUAUCGAGUCAUUAAAAGAGGGUCUCAAAUGCCAUCACAGUUUGACACAGUUUGACAAAUAUCCUAAAUGUCUCUAAGUCACCCAGUCUUUCCCUUUUACUGUAUUUUGGCCCCCAUUACUUAAACAUAAACUAUGCAGAAGCGAUUAAUGUAAGAUGGACUUGUUUAUCAAACAAUAGCUGCAUGCACCACAGUGUUAGACCAUACAAAUGCUCAUACAGGCAAACUUGGUAUUGUGGAGUUUGAUGUCUGGCUGAUAGGCAGACAUUUCUUCAUAAGAAAUUAGGUUUGCUGAUAUUGCAGAUAUAAGCGCACAAUUCCAGUCACAGAAGUAAUUUUGUGUAAUUGUUGCUUCACAAAACAAAUCCAGUUCAGUUAUGUUCAGUUGGUUGGUAUUUUCUCAUCUAGUUUCAAGGAAAACAGCUGUCAAAGGCAUGAUGUGAUGAUAAGUUGGAUGUGAAUAUUAAAUCAUGCUACUGGAUGUAAAUACAAUAUACUUUGACUCAGCUGAGAGUGAGUUAUUGAUUAGAACUAGAUGGAAUGUUGACAAAAAGUUUACCAAAGACCUGCUAUUUGAAAUUGCUCAUGGGCAACACUGAUUGAUUCCUCCUGCUUUGCAAAUCUAUGUCUUUCCACACAUCAUGACAAUAAUGACGAGCACAAGUAGGACCGACGAUGAGAAACAUUUCACGAGGUCAAAAAGCAUGCCUCUGAUUUUCACAACAAAGGACAAUGUCUGAUCAUAACCUGCCUUCCCUCUCCCAUCCAAAGCCCCAAGCUUUGUCACAAUACACUAUCAAAUAUCCCUCCACCCAGUUGGACUUAAAACUACAACCACAACAUAAAUAAUUUUCCCUUUCCUUUUAAAAUGACCUGAGGUGAACAUGUAAAUAGUCACCAGUACAUUCCACCUAUUUAUUUAAAACAAGGCCUUUUCUUUUUAUCUUUCAAUGGGCAUGCUAAGAGAGAAAAGAAUAAUACUGAAAAUGCAUCUGGAAUCUCUAACCAUCUGUCCCUGGUCCACAACAUUAAAUCUGUUUUUGUGUUCAAAAUGUAUGUACAAGCCACCGCAAGACAGAAAGCAACCCCUCGUUACAGAACAGCUACAGAACAGCACAUCAUCACAGACAGUCCAGACACAGAACAGACCAUUCACCUCAGCACAUCCUAAUUGUAACAGGAGCUUUUAAAAAUGGUAUGCAAUUUGCCAAUAAUUUGUCAAACCCAUAAUGUAUGACUGCAUCACAUGUUGCACUAAUGCCUCACUAUUGGCAGAAUUCAUAGAAAAGACAAAUGACAAAAUCCAAAAUACAUUGAUUAAAUAUAAACUGUAGAAAACGUCCAAUCAUUUGUAAGAGAGUUUCAACUCAUAUGAGGUUCUCUGUUCAUAAAUAGUGUAAUUGCACUUUUUAUUUUGAAAAUUGAAACAUUUUUAUUGUGGAGCUGUCUAUUCAGAAUUGUGUUAAAUUGUAUUGCUUCUAAAAGGAGGAUAGAACUGUGUCUAUUAUUAUUGUAAUCAAAACUGCAAACUCUUCGUGUUACUAUGGAAAGUAUUGAAUCUACGGUGGUCCUAGUUUCCUUUACUAACUGACAUUAUUCAAAUGUGUAUUAGUGUUCUCAUGGGCAGGCUGUGUAUUUGAUGUAUGCUUGCUACUGUAUGAGUGAGUCCAAAGCAGCAAUACAGUGAUGCAGCAUUUUCCAUUUGGACUUAGUCUUCAGCUUUAUGGUACAUGACUGCACUACAGGCACUGUCUGCAUUAUAAAUGAGCUGUCCUAUAAAGUAGAUUUAACCUUGGAUCUAUGUCAGUGCUAUUAGAACUACCGUAUGAUAUUUGUUGCUGAUAAGUGUGCAAAACUUACUGCAUUUUGUUGAGUGUGAAUCUGGCAAUAUUACUGUAUGUCAGGACCAAAACAACACAUACAUAUCAAUAUAUAUACUUUGAAUUAAUAUUAAUAUUUUCAUACUGUAUCUUCAUAUAUAUUUCAUCAUCUCCCCUAUAGGUACUGUAUAUAUACACUUAUAUACACAGGCUUUAUUAUUUACAGUAGUGUUGUGAAUAAAAUAUAUCGCACUUCAAAGUCUGAGAGUGAAAGAGCAGCGUAGCAUCUUCCAGGCAAUUACUGUAUUCGUUUAUGGAUGGGAAGGUUUCACAAAAGUCUUCCUAACAAAGAGGUCAUCAUUUUUCGUAGAUCAUAAUCAACAAAAGGCAAAAUAACCCACUUGUUCAAAGUCUGGCUGGUCGUAUUUCUGGGGUCUGUCCUGGUUCAUCAGUAUCAUGAGUCACAUGUUUAUGAAACUCCAUUGAAAUAUCAAUAAACCCCAUUUAAGAUGCAAAAAUACUUACAAUUACUUUGACCUCACACAUCUCAUCCUCUCACUGUGUUGGCUCUUCUGUGUGUUUUGAGGCUCUCUUAAUAUGAAAAGACCAGCUGAAAGCACCAACAGUCUCAAUAUUAACCUGACCACAAAAGCACAAAAUAUCACACCCAUACAAGCAUUCUUAAAAAACAAAAUCUUCUCGAUAUUUCCUCUCUGGUAGUUGAGCAGACAUGCGAAUGAGAAUGUCUUGCCAGAGAUGAAUCCCAGAGCUCUAGUUAAAGCUGAGGACCACAGAGAGGAGCCAGUCCUACCCUGCACAUUCCAGUCAUACUGUGGAUUGAGGUCCCCAGUCCUUAGUGCUAUCUGAAUUUUACUAUUUCUAUCCUUCAUAGUCCCUCCAUACACAAACCACAGAGGCCUAGGUCUCUACUAUGUAAUAAUCUCAGAUCAAGUUCUGAACACUCUAAAGGAAAGAAUGAAUGUUUCUCUGUACUAAAAUAUCAAUUUCCAACUCAUAAUAUUGUACUUCUGUUAAUAUUAUAUUAUCUGAAAUGUACAGUAUAAACAAUAACUUAACGAUUUCUAGAUUCAGAUGCAUCUCCCAUUUGAAAGUCGGAUUUUGUAUUCAGCUUGUUGAAUGACCAGAGGUUUCCACACACAC